Molecule: messenger RNA, 1121 nt
Organism: Phragmites australis (common reed)
Lineage: Eukaryota; Viridiplantae; Streptophyta; Magnoliopsida; Poales; Poaceae
Product: ethylene-responsive transcription factor ERF014-like
Exons: 1
Coding region: 153-821 (222 amino acids)
Biological process (GO): regulation of DNA-templated transcription
Molecular function (GO): DNA-binding transcription factor activity; DNA binding
Source: RefSeq, a predicted model, not a curated record
AUCAAUCAGACAAGCAGAAACAUCGCUGAGCUGGUUGCACACAGACACACACAAAACCUUGCGUUGGAAACCAUCGCCGUCGCAUCAAACGAGCCAAGAAAGAAGAAACCAAGCAAGCGUCGUUUCGCAAGAAGCCGGAGAGCUAGGUAGCCAUGGUGAAGACGGCGGCGAGCAAUGACGCCACGGCGGCGGCGGUGGCGAAGCACGGUGGCAAGAGGACGUACAAGGGCGUGCGGAUGCGGAGCUGGGGCUCGUGGGUGUCGGAGGUCCGGGCGCCGGGACAGAAGACGAGGAUAUGGCUCGGCUCCCACUCCACCGCCGAGGCCGCGGCGCGCGCAUACGACGCCGCGCUGCUCUGCCUCAAGGGCUCCGCGGCCGCCGCCGACCUCAACUUCCCCGUGCGCCUCCCGUUCAACCUCCCGGCCGCCGCCAUGUCGCCCAAGGCCAUCCAGCGCGUCGCCGCCGUGGCCGCCGCCAGCGCCGGCACGACCUUCUCGCCCUGCGUCGUCGACAAUGACGACAACAGCUGCAGCGACGACACUCCGGCGUCGAGCAGUUCGCCGAGCGAUGCCUCGGCGGUCAGCUCCCCGGAGACAGGCAGCAGUGAGACGGAGGCGGCCCACUACGGCGACGGCGACGUGGACUACAGCUUGCUAGCGGACAUCGACGCGUUCUUCCAGUCGCCCAAGUGCAUGGAGUACGCCAUGAUGAACCCCUGCAGCUCGUUCUUCGCGCCGGCGCUGAUGGCGAUGGACGACGACGCCUGCUGGGAGGAGGAAGGCGACAUUGGACUCUGGAGCUUCUCCACUCUGGACUGCUGAAGUGGCGUCAGAGGACGACGAAGCAAUUUAGUGACAGACUAAUCGGUGAAGUGAUCAAAACUGGUCAUGGAUCGCACUUGGCACGAUAGGUAUAGUUAAUUUCACAUAUAUGAUAAUUUUAAUUCGAUGUAAACAUUUGUAAUAAUAAGCUAAUUAGGCAUUGUGUGUGUGGGGUGGGGGGCUUUCAUGGAGCUGCAUGUUUUAAGGCAGCUUGCCAGCUUCCAUGGAGUUAGCCUCCUUACAAUUGCUUGUUUAUGUGUAAAAGCAGCUUUGCAAGUGCAAUUGCUCAGUUCAUUAGGA